Messenger RNA from Pezoporus flaviventris, 2160 nucleotides. It is a transcript of the gene FOXQ1, whose product is annotated as forkhead box Q1. Gene Ontology annotation, molecular function: RNA polymerase II cis-regulatory region sequence-specific DNA binding; DNA-binding transcription factor activity, RNA polymerase II-specific. The record is from RefSeq and is a predicted model, not a curated record. Gene Ontology annotation, biological process: anatomical structure morphogenesis; regulation of transcription by RNA polymerase II; cell differentiation. The coding region runs from base 734 to 1960 and encodes 408 amino acids. The transcript has a single exon. Lineage: Eukaryota; Metazoa; Chordata; Aves; Psittaciformes; Psittacidae.
GGCGUUAUAAUGGGCUGGUCUGAAAGUGGUGGAGAGGCACAGAACCACAGGGGAAGAGAGAGAUAAUGACAAUAACACUAAUAACCCUAAUAACCCUGCUGCUGCCCGCGCCGCAGCGAGAAGUCAGCCCGGCGUCCCGGCAUUGACGGGGGCCGAAGCCGGCGAGACAAGACGUCCCCAGAGAGCUCCCCGCGCUGGAGGAGCGCCGGACGGUAACAUCGGCAGCGUCCUGAGGAGCACCAGGAGCGGGGGGACCCAGAGAGGAAACGGCUCCAGCACCCGCCUGCUCGCUCCGGCUCCGCGGGGACCUCUUCGCCCCUCUCCUCCGACCCAUGAAGCAGCGGGCGUAACGACCGAGAAGGACAAACAGGGGGGCGGAAAGAGAGCGAGCGCCCCGGUGGGGGAGAAGGAGGUGGAAGCCGGAGGAAGCGCCCCGUUCUCCGCCUCGCCGCCGCAGGCGGCAGGGUACCGACGCCUGUCUUCGGCGUCCAGCGGCAGGGAAAGGUCCAGUCGCCUGCCAGCUAUCCCGGGCGGCCGGGUGAGGCGGGCGCGGAGCCCCGCUGCCCUGCGCUGCCUGCCGCCGCGGAGCUGUCCAAGCCGGGGCGGGGGCAAACACCCCCCCCCCCAGGUAGCCUAGCUGCUCCCCGCCGCCCCUUGAGGCCGCGCCGAGGGACGGGGGUCGCGCCCGCUCAGCGGAGCCGCCGUGUGCGGGGGGGCAGCCGGCACCGCCGCCAUGAAGCUGGAGGUGUUCUCGCAGCAUUACGAGGACAAGCUGAGCGCCGGCAGCGAUCAGGAAGGUAGCGGCUCCCUCUCCCCGGCGCCGGCUGAGAGCGAGCUGGGCUCGGACGGUGACUGCGCCGCCAACAGCCCGGGUGGCGGGGCCGGGCGGCCGGGGCAACCCCCGCCACCACCCCCCGCCUCGCAGCUGCCGCAGCCGCCUCCGACCGAGAGCGGCAAGGGGAAGCCCUACACGCGGCGGCCGAAGCCACCCUACUCCUACAUAGCGCUGAUCGCCAUGGCCAUCCGAGACUCGGCCGGCGGCCGCCUCACCCUAGCCGAGAUCAACGACUACCUGAUGAGCCGCUUCCCCUUCUUCCGCGGCGCCUACACCGGCUGGCGCAACUCGGUGCGCCACAACCUCUCCCUCAACGACUGCUUCGUCAAGGUGCUGCGCGACCCGGCGCGGCCCUGGGGCAAGGACAACUACUGGAUGCUCAACCCCAGCAGCGAGUACACCUUCGCCGACGGCGUCUUCCGCCGCCGCCGCAAGCGCCUCAGCCGCGCCGCCCCGCCGCCGCAGCCCGCCCGCCCCGCCGCCGCCCCACCGCCGCCGCAGGAGGCGGCCGGAGCGGGCGCCACGUCCCCCGGCGGAUCCCCGCGGUGCUGCUGCGCCUGCUCGCCCUGCAACUGCGGGCCGGGCACCGCCGCCAAGGAAGCAGCAACGGCGGGCGGCGGGGCGGCGGCGGGGGGCAGCGGCACCAAGUUCUCCAGCUCCUUCGCCAUAGAGAGCCUGCUCAGGCGGCCGGCGGGGCCCCGCGCCGCCCCGCAGCAGCCGCCGCCGAGGCCCGCCCGCCUCCUCUGGCCGGCGCCGCCCGCGGCUCCGCACCUGCUGCCCGGCCCCUAUCCGCUGCUCCCCUACCCACCUGCCGCGCAGGCCGCGUCCGCCGCCGCUGCCCUGUACGGCGGCGGGCUCCUCCAGCUCUGCGCCUACGGGCUGGGGGAGCCGCCUCCGCCGCUGCUGCUGGGGGGCGGGCGGCAGGCACUGUCCCAGGGUGAGCCAACGCCGGCGGAGCGGCCGCGGGCGCCGCUCUUCCCCGUCGGCCUCCCCAAGGGCGGGCGGGGGCCGCCGCCCGUCUCCCCUCUCUACGGGCCCCUCCGGCUCGCCGGGCCGCUGCAGCCGCCGGCGGCGGGGGGCUCGGCCGCGUUCCACCCGUACGCUGUAGAGACCCCCCUGGCUUGACGAAGCCCCCCUUCUCCCCUGAAAGGGGCCCGCCUGGGGAGGCGGGGAGGGGGGAAGGAGGACGCUCUGGAUCCCGCACUUUAACUCCAGAGGCGACCAAAGCCUCCAAGCAAAAGCCUCGGUGACUGUGCCUUAGUGAUAUGACAGUGGGGUUAACUUAAACCAAAAAAAAAAAAGGAGGAAAAAAAAAAAAAGAAAAA